Nothoprocta perdicaria is the source of this 3151-nucleotide messenger RNA. Its product is annotated as nuclear envelope pore membrane protein POM 121C-like. NCBI's taxonomy places the organism in Eukaryota, Metazoa, Chordata, Aves, Tinamiformes, Tinamidae. Gene Ontology annotation, molecular function: structural constituent of nuclear pore. The record is from RefSeq and is a predicted model, not a curated record. Gene Ontology annotation, biological process: protein import into nucleus; RNA export from nucleus. The transcript has 12 exons. Gene Ontology annotation, cellular component: nuclear pore. Bases 1 to 2964 code for a protein of 987 amino acids.
AUGACCAACGCCGUUGCUACAGGACACGGGGGCGCUUGGGUGGUCCUGGAAACCCUCGGCCGCCUGUUCGUGGGCUCUGGCCUGCGCAGGCUGGAGCAGCUGGUCUCGCCCGUGGCCUUUGCGCCCAACAGCAGCCUGGACCCAUGUGCAAAGGAGACGGUGCUGAACGCCAUCAAGGAGAGCAGGAAGAGGGCUGUGGAGGAGGCGGAGGAGGAGGACCAGGCCUUCGGCAACGACCAGGAGAGCAAGAGGAGGCGCCACGACAGCAGCGGGAGCGGCCAGUCAGCCUUUGAGCCGCUUGUAGCCAACGGUGCCCCUGCCUCGCUCAUACCCAAGCCUGGCUCUCUGAAGAGGGGCCUUGUUUCCCACUGCCUGGACGACUGCUCGAACAAGAGGUCUCGCACCUCUUCCAUGAGCUCCCUGAGCACCACGUAYGCUGGCGGGAUCCCCAGCUCCGUCCGCAACGCCAUCGCCAGCUCCUACAGCUCGAGCCGAGGCCUCGCGCAGCUGUGGAAGACAAGCGGUGUGAGCAUGUCCCCGCUGUCCAGUCCAGCGUCGUCCCGCUCCCAGACACCGGAGUGGCCUCUCAAGAAAGCCAGGGAAGAGGAAUCUCUUCACUCAAACACUUCUACUCCAGUGAAAUCAGACAAGGAGCUUCAGACUGAAAAAGUGGUGGAGACGCCCGUGCGGAAGAAGCAGAAUUCCCUGAGCUCGCCAUCCGUGUCGGGAAGCAGYGGGAAGCGCAAGCGGAAGAUCCAGUUGCUGUCGUCUCGCCGGGGCGAUCAGCUCGCUCUGCCCCCGCCGCCCCAGCUGGGAUAUUCCAUCACCUCGGAGGACCUGGACGCGGAGAAGAAGGCAGCGUUGCAGUGGUUCAACAAAGUCUUGGAGGAUAAGGCUGAUGCUGCCCCCAGCACCACUGCAGAGACUACGCCUCCGUCCAGGCCACUGGUGUUCACAGUGACCUCCCCGGUGCCUGCGCCUGUGUCGACAACUGCACCUGCCAGCAGCAGCUCGCUCUUGGACAGCCUGAAGAAGAUGCAGAGCAGCCAGCCUGCCCCCACGCCRGCAGACUCUUCUGGAGCUGCAGUAGCGUCUCCACCAUCUUCAUCAGCGCCACAGCUGCCUGCUCCGCCUGUGUCGCUGGAGUCGAGUUUGCUACCAGUGACUUCUGCUGAGACCAAGCCAGUGCCCAUAUUAAGCAUAACUGCCCCGUCUGCCCCUCCGGCCUCUGGGGCACAGCCAGCUGGCAGCCUGGCGACCCCUUCAUCCACAGAGCUGGGCCAGACCCCCAGCAAACCUUCCUCCUUCCCAAAGCCAAGCGUCCUUUUUGGGAUGCUGAGCACCCCUCCAGCCAGCCAGCCGGCAACGACAGCACCGGCUGCUGCCCCCAUCACAACCCCUGUCUUCAAACCCAUUUUUGGAGCUCCACUGAAAAGCGAGAGCCCAGCACCCUCUACGACUGUUACCCCUGCUGUGGUCAUGUCUGCGAGCUCAGGCCCUUCCUCCACGUCUGCUACCACCACCAUGUUCAAGCCCAUCUUUGGCAGCGUGACAGCAGCUUCAUCUCCAGCGAAGGCCUCUCCUUUCGCGUUCAAACCGACGGCGCAGCCGGCCUCCGCGGCAGAGCUCACAACAGCCUCCACGACCCCCCCUGCCGUGUUCACGGGCCUCCCUGCCGGCAUCUUCACCACUGCGGCCACCACUGCCACCACACUGAGUUCUUCCACGGAUGCCACCACUAAACCGGUCUUCAGCUUUGGACUCAACCCACCUGCCUCCACUGGCCCUACUACCAGCCUGACUGUUACCGCUGCCACGUCCACCAGUGCGUCUCAGCCGUUCCUGUUCGGAGGCCCAGCCAGCUCGGCUCCCAGCACAGACGGCGGCUUUGCAGCCUCGGGGCCUGUGUUCCAGUUUGGAAAACCAGCUCCGGCCCCAGUCUCCACCACCACCACCAGUGUCCCAGGCGGCUCUGCCUUUGGCCAAGCRCCUUCAAACACAACUGCUGCCACCACUGCUGUGGGGUUUAGCAUUUUUGGAGGCACUGCGCUGACGUCUGCCCCAGCCGCCACCACCAGUCAGUCGGCGCUGACGUUUGGCUCCUCGGUGACGGCUUUUGGCAGCUCGUUCAGCGCGAGCGCGAAGGCGCCGCCGCCGUACCCGGCCACAGCGGCUCCGUCGGCUUUCAGCGCCGCUGCUGCGGAGAGCCAGGCGCCCGCCAGCAAAGCGCCCACGGGCCCCGGCGCCUUCGGCCCCUCCUUCACUUUCGGAGCCGCCGCGGCGCAGCCGCCGUUCGGCAGCAGCGCGCAGCCGCCGUUCGGCGCAGCCAGCACCCAGGGCUCCUUCGGCACCAGCAGCGCCCCGGCAGCCUUCGGAACCACCACGUCGGUCUUCUCUUUYGGGACUGCCACCACCACCACGGCCCCCUUCGGCUCCAGCACCCAGACCACAAGCAGCAGCACCGGCACCGCUGCCUUCAGCACCACCCCGUCUCCGUUCACCUUCGGGGCGUCUGCCCAGGCCGGUCCCUCUGCCAGUGCCUUUGGGAUCGGCACCCCUGCCCUCAGCAGCGGCUCCCCCGCCAUCUCCUUCAACUUCGGGGCCGCACAGAGCGGAGCAGCCUCCGCGGCAGCGCCUUUCGGUGCCUCCCUGGCACAGARCGCGCUGGGGACGCAGAGCCAGAGCUCGCCCUUCGCCUUCACCGUGCCCAGCACUCCCGACAACAAGCCCGUGUUUGGAGGGACUGCAGCUCCCACCUUUGGGCAGAGCACGCCCGUGCCGGGAGCUGUGGGCAGCGGGAGCAGCAGCCUGUCCUUCGGGACGGCCAGCACUCCGGCCUCGGCCUUCGGGGGAGUUGGAGCUUCGUUUGGGCCCUCGACUCCCGCGUUUUCCAUCGGCGCGGGAUCCAAGACCGGGGCUCGCCAGCGGCUGCAGGCGCGGAGGCAGCACACGCGCAAGAAGUGACCUCGCGGGCCCCGCGCCCGCCCGGAGCUCCGCGGCACCGCGCUCGUGGCGGCCRGGCCCCCUCCUCUGCCGGCGGGAGSCUCUGCCGGGGAGCAGUGACUGGGGUGGGAGAGGACAAACCAAACCCUUCGUACUUGAACAGUUCCACAGCCGAGGCUGGAUGAACCUCUGUACAUACCUGCAGCGU